Heteronotia binoei (common prickly gecko) is the source of this 2509-nucleotide messenger RNA. It is a transcript of the gene KLHL1, whose product is annotated as kelch like family member 1. The transcript is spliced from 11 exons. The record is from RefSeq and is a predicted model, not a curated record. NCBI's taxonomy places the organism in Eukaryota, Metazoa, Chordata, Lepidosauria, Squamata, Gekkonidae. Gene Ontology annotation, molecular function: protein binding. The coding region runs from base 21 to 2255 and encodes 744 amino acids.
CGCCCCGCCGGCGCCUCGCCAUGUCCAACUCGGGCAGGAAGGACUUUGACGUGAAGCACAUCCUGCGCCUCCGCUGGAAACUCUUCAGUCACCCGGCGGCCUCGGCGGGCGGCUGCCUGCAGCAGGACAGCGGCAGCUUCGAGCACUGGGGGCCCAGCCAGAGCCGCCUGCUGAAGAGCCAGGAGCGGGGCAGCGGCGCCUUCUGGAAGAAAGCCUCCUCCUCCUCGUCGUCGUCUUCCACGGCCGCCGCCGCGCCGCCGCCCCCCGCCGCCUCAUCGGCCUCUCCCCUCAACGGGACCUCGCUGCCCGCCACCCGGCUCCUCCAUGGGCUGGCCGAACAGGCGGGCCACCCGCCGCCGGCCCCUCGCACCGUCUUCUACGUGGAGUCCCUGGAGGAGGGGUCCGGCUGGACGCGCCCGCAGGAGACCACGCUGGUGCUGCGCGAGGUCAAGGCGGAGCCGGCGCCGGGCUCGGAGGACGGCGGGCAGGCGGCGGGGGACAGGCUGUCGUCAACCGGCCAUCCUUUGCCACCUCAAUGCGAUUUGGACUCCGGGUGUUCGGAGGAAUUCUACCAAGCUGUACACCAUGCUGAACAAACCUUCCGGAAGAUGGAGAGCUAUCUGAAGCAGCAGCAGCUCUGCGACGUUAUCCUGAUUGCUGGGAACCGGAAGAUACCUGCGCACAGGCUUGUUCUAAGUUCAGUUUCUGACUACUUUGCUGCCAUGUUUACAAGUGAUGUUUGUGAAGCCAAGCAAGAGGAAAUCAAAAUGGAAGGCAUUGACCCUAGUGCCCUGUGGGACCUGGUCCAGUUUGCUUAUACAGGUUGCUUGGAACUCAAAGAAGACACGAUUGAAAACCUCUUGGCAGCUGCCUGUCUCCUUCAGCUCCCUCAAGUAGUUGAAGUGUGUUGCCAUUUUCUCAUGAAACUUUUGCACCCCUCUAACUGUUUGGGAAUCCGGGCUUUCGCAGAUGCUCAAGGCUGCACAGAGCUUAUGAAGGUGGCUCACAGCUACACCAUGGAGAACAUAAUGGAGGUUAUUAGAAACCAAGAAUUUUUACUGUUGCCUGCCGAUGAACUCCAUAAACUUCUCGCCAGUGACGAUGUGAAUGUUCCUGAUGAGGAGACCAUUUUCCAUGCCUUAAUGAUGUGGGUCAAAUAUGACAUGCCCAGGAGAUGCAACGACCUUAGUAUGCUACUCGCCUACAUCAGGUUGCCACUUCUGCCACCACAGAUUUUAGCUGACCUAGAAAACCAUGCACUUUUUAAAGAUGACUUGGAAUGUCAGAAGCUGAUUCUGGAAGCCAUGAAAUAUCAUCUUUUGCCAGAAAGACGGACUCUCAUGCAAAGCCCAAGAACGAAGCCGAGGAAAUCCACGGUUGGGACGUUGUAUGCGGUCGGAGGGAUGGACAACAACAAAGCAGGUGCUACCACCAUCGAGAAGUACGAUCUCCGGACCAAUAUAUGGAUCCAAGCUGGAGUGAUGAAUGGCAGAAGGUUACAGUUUGGCGUGGCUGUCAUUGAUGACAAACUCUUCGUUAUCGGAGGCCGGGAUGGCUUAAAGACCUUAAACACCGUGGAGUGUUACAACCCAAAGACGAAGGCAUGGACGGUCUUGCCCCCAAUGUCAACCCAUCGGCAUGGUCUAGGAGUUACUGUACUUGAAGGGCCCAUUUACGCGGUGGGAGGCCAUGAUGGCUGGAGCUAUUUGAACACAGUCGAGAGGUGGGAUCCCCAAAGUCAUCAGUGGACAUUUGUAGCCAGUAUGUCCAUUGCCAGAAGCACUGUUGGUGUGGCAGCAUUAAAUGGCAAGUUAUACUCAGUCGGCGGUCGAGAUGGAAGUUCUUGUUUGAGUUCCAUGGAAUAUUAUGAUCCCCACACAAACAAAUGGAGCAUGUGUGCUCCAAUGUGUAAGAGAAGAGGAGGUGUGGGAGUGGCUACAUGUGAUGGUUUCCUCUAUGCAGUUGGAGGUCACGAUGCCCCCGCUUCUAACCAUUGCUCCAGACUCCUGGAUUAUGUUGAAAGGUACGAUCCCAAAACCGAUACGUGGACGAUGGUGGCUCCCUUAAGCAUGCCUCGUGAUGCUGUUGGCGUUUGCAUUCUUGGUGACAAAUUAUAUGCAGUUGGUGGAUAUGACGGCCAGACGUACCUGAACACCAUGGAGUCGUAUGACCCUCAAACAAACGAGUGGACGCAGAUGGCAUCUCUAAAUAUUGGAAGGGCCGGAGCCUGCGUGGUAGUCAUAAAGCAGCCAUGACUUUGCCGGUAGUCGAUUUUACUGACUUCUAGGUGGAUAAUUUUUCCCCCUCUGUCAAAUAAACAGCCACAAAACUCUGUUGAGCAAAAGGAUCGAUAGACACAGCCUGCACUCUGUUGAUCACAAACUUGAAAAAGUUUAAGAAGAGGGAGGAAAAGCUUGAGGAUGUAAUGCCUUUCCCAGUCAUUAGAAACUGCUCAGCUAAUGAACGAGAGACAAAAAGAAACGAAUCUGUCAUAGAAUCCAGGAGGAAC